Lotus japonicus is the source of this 1296-nucleotide messenger RNA. RefSeq names its product putative high mobility group B protein 11. Gene Ontology annotation, molecular function: DNA binding. The transcript has 6 exons. NCBI's taxonomy places the organism in Eukaryota, Viridiplantae, Streptophyta, Magnoliopsida, Fabales, Fabaceae. The record is from RefSeq and is a predicted model, not a curated record. Bases 104 to 1042 code for a protein of 312 amino acids.
CACACAAUCGAUUCCACACAUUUUCCAGCAAGAAAAUUGAAAUAGGUUUGUAUGAUCGUGUUUGAGGUUAAGGGCUUAGUUUAGUUUAGGUGCCCUCUCAAACAUGCAAAGCGUGGAGAAGAGGACGGUGCUUCCAUCAGAUAAAACCCAUGACUCAGAGUGCUUCUACAAGAAUCUCACUGCGUUGUUGGAGUCUUCUGGACUGAGUUUAAUUUUGAAUGACUUGUACCUGUUUUACUUGGAGGUGACCAAAAGAGGAGGAUAUCAUCAGGUUGACCAAGAAAAGAAAUGGGGUGAAGUGGUCUCUGCACUAAAAUUAGAAGGAAGUAAUGCAAAGUUAUCUGCUCAAGUUGAAAUGCUCUAUGCAAAUCUUCUUUACGAAUUCGAGCAAUUGUACUUCUACAGGUGUCCUACAAAGCAAGCCAGCACCAAAGGUCCACUUAAGAGGAAGCGGAAUUUAACUCAAUUAAUGGAUAAGGAAAAUGUUCAGAGGGUGACAAUGUGCAAGGACUACUCUUCCCAGAAGACAGCUGAGGGUGGAUAUGUAGAGCCAGUGCUUCAACCGGCACCUUCAAAUGACAAAGGAAGGAAGAAACGCGGAGGUGCUCCAACAGGACGAAGGACUGCAUAUCAGAUAUUCGUCAAGCAGGAAUGUGCUCGAUUGAGAGCUUGUAGUGAGGACUCCUUAGAUCGCACGAGAUUCCUACGCAUGGCUAUUGACACAUGGAAGAACAUGUCUGAGAUUGAGAAACAGCCAUAUAUGGAGGAAAGCAAGAAGAACAAGGAAAAACACAAGGAGGAGGAAAACAAUAAACAGAAGAACGCACAAGAUAUGAAGCAAGUAAACAAGCCAACUAGUCAGUGUGGUGAUUAUUCUGUACCUUCACAGCCUGAGACAGAUAACUCAAUUGUGAGUGCAGAACUUGGCUUAGCUCUUAAAAUGACUUGGGAAGUAAUGACUGGAAAAGCACCCGAGGAGUCCUUACAGGAAUGGGAUACUUAUUUUUCAGAACUAGAUUUACCAACUGGUGAAUCCAAGUAAUUCUACUUACUCUAGUUAAUGGUGGGUUGGUCUUUUUGCUCUUUUGAGGCAAUGACUAUGUAUGCAUCCAGCAGUUUUCCCUUCUUUUUUUUGACUCAAACCAAGCUAGCUGCUAUGUAUAUAUUGUUUUGAAACAGCACAACAGGGUUGGAAUGGCUGGAUAGCAUAUGCUUCCGCCUCUUUCAGUAGUAGUGAAGUAUGUAAAUAUUAAACGGUAGUGUAAUGCAAACUUUUGUUGGAAUUUAUUUUUUCUU